GGAGCGUGCGUCGAAGGCCCGUUUCCGGUUUUGUCGCGCGUUUCGAGCCUCGGGCGGUCCACGGGGAGGGUCCCUCGGCCAGGACACAUGGAUGCCCACCCACCGAGCCUCAUGGUAGGAGUCUAACUGCCUCCAUUUCCUCACUUGUCCUGUGAGGGCCCCUACCUUUUCCUCUGGGAACCUACCCUCCACUGGCCCCUUGUGGCCCUUGCCAGGCUCAGGCAUGCCCACCCUCAAGGGAGUGAGCAAAACCCUACCCAGAUUGGGGCCUGCCGGAGACCCUCACAGGGGGAGGUUUGUAGAUCACCAUGAUCUGGCUCCCUCCUCCUCCAUACUGCCCCUCCCCUCGAUUUUUAGAGCCAAAGGGGCCUGGUGACUGUCUCGCCCAACCAUGUGCCUGAGACACACCAUGAGGUGGAGCCAGAAUGAGGCUGGCACCCAGGGUUCCCUGGGGUGCUGGUGUAUGUCUUUUCAGGAGGCUGUGACGUUUGGUGAUGUGGCCGUACACUUCUCGAGGGAGGAGUGGCAGUGUCUGGACCCUGGCCAGAGGGCCCUCUACAAGGAGGUAAUGCUGGAGAACCACAGCAGUGUGGCUGGACUAGCAGGGUUCCUGGUCUUCAAGCCUGAGCUGAUCUCCCGGCUGGAACAAGGGCAGGAGCCAUGGGUCCUUGACCUGAAGGGAGUCGAGGGGAGAGAGGGGGCAAGAACCUUCCUUACAGAUUCUGCAGUUGGGAUUGCAGGUGAGCAGGCCUGUGAGGACAUGGAUGUUCUAAAAUCAGAACCCUGUGUGGCGAUGGUCAGAAGCCCCCCACAGGGUUUUCCUCAGAGUUCUAGCUUUAGAAACACCUCUGAUUCUGAGGUCUGGUCAGAGAGUAAGCCAAGCUCCCUCCUCCAGAAAAACCGCUGGAACACAGGGACUGUGGCUCCCAGGAAGACCUUUGCCAAGGAGGGUGCCCAGGGAUGUGGCAAGCUGGAGAGCAGUGGCGACCUGGGUUGUCAGCCUGGCAAAAGUCAGGGAGGUGCCGCCGAAGGGACAGUCCGAAGAUGUGACAUGUGUGGCACAAGUUUCAGAUCUACUUCAGACAUUGCUCUGCAUCAAGAAAUUAAUACACAGAAGAAACCUAACAGAUGUCCAGAGUGCAAAAAAAAAUUACCUGAUUGUUUACAGGGGAAACAUGGAAGUAACUGCCAUGGAGAGAAGCCGUAUGAAUGUGAGGAGUGUGGGAAAGUCUUCAGGUUGUGCUCACAGCUUAAUCAGCAUCAGAGAAUCCACACUGGAGAAAAGCCAUUCAAAUGCAUCGAGUGUGGAAAAGCCUUUCGUCUGAGCUCAAAACUUAUUCAGCAUCAAAGAAUUCAUACUGGAGAGAAGCCCUACAGGUGUGAGGAGUGCGGAAAGGCCUUUGGUCAGAGCUCCAGCCUAAUCCACCACCAGAGGGUCCACACGGGGGAGAGACCCUAUGGCUGUCGAGAGUGUGGGAAGGCCUUCAGCCAGCAGUCCCAGCUGGUCAGACACCAGAGGACCCACACCGGAGAGAGGCCCUACCAGUGCCAGGAGUGUGGGAAGGCCUUCAGCCAGAGCUCAACCCUGGCUCAGCACCAGCGGAUGCACGCUGGGGACAAACCUCAACUUCCAAGGAACCCAGAUGGCCCCGGCCUUGUUGCACAUCAGAGAAUCCACCCUACAGAGAAACCAUUUAAGUGUGACGAGUGUGGAAAGGCCUUCAGGUGGGUGUCUCGCCUUAGUCAGCACCAGCUGACCCACACUGGAGAGAAACCUUAUAAAUGCAACAAGUGUGCAAAAGCCUUUGGUUGUAGCUCACGGCUUAUUCGCCACCAGAGAACUCACACUGGAGAAAAACCAUUUAAGUGUGAGGAAUGUGGGAAAGGCUUUGUCCAGGGCUCACACCUAAUUCAGCACCAGAGAAUUCACACUGGAGAGAAGCCCUACGAGUGUAGUGACUGUGGAAAAGCCUUCAGCCAGAGCUCAAGCCUCAUUUACCAUCAGAGAAUCCAUAAGGGAGAGAAGCCCUACGAGUGCCUCGAAUGUGGAAAAGCUUUCAGUAUGAGCACACAGCUCACGAUACAUCAAAGGGUCCACACUGGGGAGAGACCCUACAAGUGUACUGAGUGCGGGAAAGCCUUCAGUCAAAACUCAACCCUUUUCCAGCACCAGAUAAUCCAUGCAGGAGUGAAGCCCUACGGAUGUAGCGAGUGUGGGAAAGCCUUCAGUCGGAGCUCCUAUCUUAUCGAGCAUCAGAGGAUCCACACCCGGGCCCAGUGGUAUCAUGAGUACGGGAAUACCUUGGAAGCUUCUACCCACGUGAGCCGUAAAAAAGUCAAUACUGUCAAGAAACUGCAUAAAUGUAAUGAAUGUGAGAAAAUAUUCAGGUGGCGCUCACAUCUCAUUAUACAUCAGAGAAUUCACACCGGAGAAAAACCUUACAAAUGUAACGAAUGCGGCAAAGCUUUUAAUCGGAGCUCAAGGCUUACUCAGCAUCAGAAAAUUCACAUGGGAUAGACCACUUACCUUUAUAAAUGUGCAUAAAUGUGAAUAAACCUACAGCCUUAACUU
This is a messenger RNA of Odobenus rosmarus divergens (Pacific walrus), 2572 nucleotides long. RefSeq names its product zinc finger protein 7 (gene ZNF7). The record is from RefSeq and is a predicted model, not a curated record. Gene Ontology annotation, molecular function: DNA-binding transcription factor activity, RNA polymerase II-specific; RNA polymerase II cis-regulatory region sequence-specific DNA binding. Gene Ontology annotation, biological process: regulation of transcription by RNA polymerase II. NCBI's taxonomy places the organism in Eukaryota, Metazoa, Chordata, Mammalia, Carnivora, Odobenidae. The coding region runs from base 392 to 2518 and encodes 708 amino acids. The transcript is spliced from 4 exons.